Molecule: messenger RNA, 3447 nt
Organism: Boleophthalmus pectinirostris (great blue-spotted mudskipper)
Lineage: Eukaryota; Metazoa; Chordata; Actinopteri; Gobiiformes; Gobiidae
Product: inter-alpha-trypsin inhibitor heavy chain H3-like
Exons: 20
Coding region: 14-2740 (908 amino acids)
Biological process (GO): hyaluronan metabolic process
Molecular function (GO): serine-type endopeptidase inhibitor activity
Source: RefSeq, a predicted model, not a curated record
UUCAGUGGAUGCGAUGUGGACAGUGGCACGAUUAUGGCUUAUCUGUUUCAGCGUCUGGCUCCCAGUUCGGCUGCACGGAGCCCUGAUUGUCUCCAGGAGAGAUGUUUCAAGUCAGGAAAGAAGCUCUGGACCAAUGGGUAAAGUGGAGGUGUACAGUGUAACGGUGGACUGCACGGUUACUUCACGUUUCGCUCACACCAUCAUGACGUCCAAGGCCCGAAACAUGGCCAACAGCUCACAGGAAAUCUUCUUUGAAGUGGAGCUGCCCAAGACUGCGUUCAUCACCAACUUCAGCAUGGAAAUCGAUGGUAAACUCUAUGUUGGAGAAGUAAAAGAAAAAGAAAAAGCAAAGAAACAGUACGAUAAAGCUGUCUCUUCUGGACAGACUGCUGGAAUAGUCAAGGCUGCAGGGAGGAAGAUGGAGCUAUUUGCAGUGUCUGUCAACAUUGCAGCUUCAAGUUAUGUUGUGUUUACACUCACUUACGAGGAACUUCUGCAGAGAAAACAUGGCAAAUAUGAGAUCCUGACACAAGUAAAACCAAAGCAAGUUGUCCAGGAGUUUAAGAUAGUGGCAAACAUUUUUGAGCCACAGGGCCUUGCAUUUGUUGAGACAGAGGCAACAUUCUUGUCCAAUGACCUGCUCCCUCUGGUGGAGAAAGUUGUCACUGACAAAAAGGCACGUAUUUCAUUCUCGCCAACAGUGGAACAGCAAAGGAGUUGUGCAGAAUGUGUGGAAUCUGUCAUUAAUGGAGAUUUCAUUAUCAAAUAUGAUGUAAAACGAGAAAAGGAUUUGGGGGACAUUCAGAUUGUCAAUGGAUACUUUGUGCAUUUUUUUGCCCCUCCUGACCUUCCCAGAAUCCCAGUCAAUGUGGUGUUUGUCAUUGACAGAAGUGGCUCAAUGAGUGGAUUAAAGAUGGAACAGACCAGACAAGCACUCAGUGCCAUUUUGAAUGACCUCCAUCAAGAAGACCACUUCGCUUUAAUAACAUUUGAUCAUAAUAUUAAUAAGUGGAAAAAAUACCUCACCAAGGCAACUCAGAAGAAUAUCACUAAUGCCCAGAGUUUUGUGAGCAAGAUAGUGGACAAUGGCUCCACUGACAUACACCGCGCUCUGCAGGAGGCUGUGGGCUUGUUGAAGGACAGCCGUGAGAAAAACACUGUUCCAGAAAAAAGUACAGAUAUGAUAAUUUUACUCACUGAUGGAAAUCCAAACCAUGGAGUCAGUAGCAUCCCUGUGAUACAGAAAAAUAUUAAGGCUGCCAUUGCUGGGAACAUGUCACUGUUUUGUCUUGGGUUUGGGAAUGAUGUGGAUUAUUCUUUCCUGGAUGUAAUGGCAAGGGAGAAUUUGGGAGUGGCACGUAGGAUCUUUGAAGGCUCAGAUGCAGCUCUUCAAGUUCAGGGAUUCUAUGAAGAGAUUUCAAGUCCGCUGCUGUUAGACAUCGGCCUGAGAUAUUCUGACAAUGCUGUGAUGACUCAAAACCACUUCAGACACUUAUUCGCUGGGUCGGAGAUUGUUGUGGCUGGCAAACUUCCUGAUGACAAUAUCAAUAAUUUGUUGGUGGAGGUGUCUGCCCAAGGGCCCAGUAACGACUUUCAGGUCAAAGGUCAGCCUAAUGCUGAGGAAUGGGAUGUAAUCUACCCAGAUGAGGAAUACAUCUUUGGGAAUUUCACUGAGCGCCUGUGGGCCUAUCUCACCAUCCAACAGCUUUUGGAAAAGAGUAACAUUGGUGAUCCACUGGAGAAGGAAGAGAACAAAGCAAAGGCCCUGGACAUGUCCCUGAAAUACAGCUUUGUCACUCCUCUCUCCUCCAUGGUCGUCACCAAGCCCCAAACCAAAGACGAACCCAACACACUGGUGGCAGAUAAAUUCACUGAAGAUCAGAGGCAACAAGCUGAGAGGGCCUCUGGUGCGGCAGCUGCACCUUCCCGUUCUGGGCAUUGGUCCAUGGCCCCAACCGGCAAAAGAGCAAAAGGACUAAGUGGAAGAAGCAGAAUAGGGAGUUUGCGAGCAGAUGCGGAUGGAGACCCACACUUCAUGAUCGAGCUGCCUGAAAGAGAAGAUGCUCUGUGCUUUGACAUCAAUGAUAAACCAGGAACAAUUUUCAACCUAGUGAGAGAUCCUACAUCAGGAUUCGUUGUCAAUGGAGAGAUCAUAGGAAAACAUGUUGCUGGAGAUGAAGCUAACAUGAAAACCUACUUUGGUCGAUUUGGCAUUACCCAUAGUUCUUUGGGAGUAAGGCUUGAGGUGAGCACUCAGAACAUCACCGUGACCCAAGACGGGGAGCACAUUCUUCUUUUCUGGUCCAAUGCAACGACAGUCAAAGGGAUCAAUUUAGAAAUCAAACUGACCAAAAAUUGUAGCCUUAUGGUGACGAUAAGGCAUGCUGUUAAGUUCAUGGUAAUUAAACAUACAAAGAUCUGGAAGAGACGCCACAAUCAGCAAGAAUAUUUGGGCUUCUACAACCUGGACAGUCAUCACCUUUCUCCUUCAGUUCAUGGUCUGCUGGGUCAGUUUUAUCAUGGAGUAAGUUUUGAGCUGGCACAGCCAGAUCGAGGAGAGGGUACCAUGUUUGUGAAAGGACAAGAACUCAGUGUCACCAGACACUGGCAGAAGGACUUCAGUCUGGACGUGAUAUCAGGAAAAAGUAUUGGGUGCUGGUUUGUAGGAAACAAUGGCACAGGGCUCAUAGAUGGAGCAGCUUCUGACUACAUUGUGCCAAGUCUCUUUGAGAAUUUCUAGGAACAGAUAGGAAAUAUAGUUCAAAAUUGAUCAAAUGAAUAAUAAUCAUCAUCACAUUUAGGCUGGGCACUGUUAAACUAAUCUCCACAAGGCUAUCCAAAAAGUUCUGCACAGAAAACAUUCAGGUGGGUCCUGUGAGUAACAAUCUGCUGUACCUACUAAACAGAAGAGCUGUGCAAUCAAUUCAUUUAACUCAAAUUGAGACCAAAAUAUUCCAAAAUGUAAAUGAGAUCAGCUUAAUUGACAUGUCUGUAGCCAAUACUCUUGUCAGCAAAACCUUAAGAUUUGGCGCAGAGUGUGGACUUUUGGAAGCAGGAUUUUAACGUUUUUGUGUUAAAUGGCACAAAUCUGGGAAGUCUUGUAAGUUCAUCAAAUUAAACGCUGAUAUUGUGAUCAAUCAAAAAAAAAACUAAACAAAAAAACCCCAGAACUUUUUUUUAAUGUAUAUAAUCCUAGUCGGCUUGCUACUCUAAGUUAUAUAGCCAACCAAAGAAAGCUGAGUGGUAUGCAGUCCUUGUUGCUGUACUUUAAAGAGAAGAUAUUACUUAAAGAAUGUAAUACAUAGUACAGAGUACACUAUAGACUACAGUGUGUGUGUGAAAGGGGUAAAAGAUUGUCAAGUUUGUUGUAUUUUUUCUAAAACAAUACAAUUUCAUUAAACUCUAUUUUUGUAUUUUGAACGUAAUAAAAUAGUUUUAAAACAUAAA